Pedinophyceae sp. YPF-701 is the source of this 849-nucleotide messenger RNA. Lineage: Eukaryota; Viridiplantae; Chlorophyta; Pedinophyceae. The record is from the annotation of a GenBank genome assembly.
AUGCAGACCGCGGGUCUCGUGGCCAGCAGGCCGUGCGUCCUGCGCGCAUGUAGUAGCAACAAGGCGUCGGGGGCUUCUGUGCGGCCGCUCGCGACGCAGCCGCGGCCCGCCGUGCGCUUCGGCCGCGUAGAGUGGUCCUGCCGGGGCCCUGCGCCUGCCGCCGCUGCUGACUCCACCAAGUCCGAGGUCGCGGGCACCGACCGCUCCAUCGAUGUCGGUCGCAUCGCGAAGUACGUUGGCGCGACGACCGUCGAGGUCGGCGUGAUGACUGCAGCCCUCGCGGCGGUGCAGUUUGCUGUUUCGCACCCCUCGAGCCCGCUGACGGCCCAGCCGUGGGGCACCGCGUUCGUAUUUGUGUUCUUCUUCACAAUGUCGAUCAAGUCGCGCGUGUUCUCGCCCCUCGACGCCCGCCGCCCCUCAGCAGAUGGUACGGGCGCCGUGUGGGAGGUCAAGCGGCCGUCGUGGCAGCCCCCCCCGGUGGUGUUCCCCAUCGUUUGGAGUACCAUCGCCGUCCUCCGUGCAGCGUCGGCAACGAUGAUCUGGCAGGCCAACGACGCCCUCCUGUGCGUGCCCAUCAUGGCGUUCAUGCUGCACCUCGCCAUCGGCGACACGUGGAACCACAUCAACAACGUGGAGCUGCGCAAGGGCGGCGCAGCGCUCGGCGUCCUCUUCGUGUGGGCCUCGGCGGCGUUCGCCACGCACAUGUACGCGCAGACGCUCCCCAAGGCCGCGUACGUGCUCGCGCCGUCGCUCGUGUGGCUCGCGAUCGCGGCGUGCCUGAUCUGGAGCAUCUGGGACCUCAACGGCAGGGAGGAGCUCAUUCCCACGACCUCCAAGGCAACCGCGUAG